UUACAAUAAAUUAAUGUCAAGUAUUUAAGUAAUAAAUUGUUUAUCUACUCUUAAAUAAAAUACUUGAAGAUUAACUGCAUUUAUUCAAAAUAAAAACAUCUACAGUGCAUGCUAUUUAUUAAUGAAACAACAAGAUAGAUAUCAAGAAUUAGUAAACACUUAAUGGGAGCAGCAACUGCAGCUAAACAGAAAUCUAACUUUUGCGACGUCGGAACAAGAACAUAAAACAUCCAAGAGAACUUGCCCAGUCUCAACUCAGAAGCGGCGGUGUGUAGUAAAAAUACGGACGUUUAACAAAAAGCCGUAUGAUACGUUGAAAGAAAGUUUGGCAAAAGGCAGGGGGAAAAGUGAAAUUGUUAAUGAACUACAAAGUAAAAUAAAUACGCGAAUUAUUUCAUCAAUACUAUCAACGUUUUAAGCAGAGAAAAGUUAUAAAAAAACAGAAGCGUGUGUUAACUUGUGGUGUUGAAGAAGGGCGUAAAGUGUUAAAUAUUUGAAAAAUAUUUAAUUUAAAUACAAGAAAUAUUAACAGAGAACACUUUUUUAAACGAGAUGGCUCCCCCAACGGUAUUAGUAACGGGUGGUGCUGGUUACAUUGGUUCCCACACUGUUUUGGAAAUGUUAAAUGCUGGUUACAAUGUUGUUUGUGUGGAUAAUUUGUGUAAUGCCUAUAGUUCCAGUACGGCAAAACUUCCCGAAGCUUUAAAUCGUGUCCAAGAAAUAACUGGCAAGAAAGUACAUUUCUAUCGAGUCGACAUUACUGAUCGCGAACAAGUGCGCGCAGUUUUUCAAGAGCACAAAAUUGAUAUGGUAGCACAUUUUGCUGCCCUUAAAGCUGUUGGUGAAUCAUGUCGCAUUCCCUUGCAAUACUAUCACAACAACAUGACCGGCACCAAUGUCUUGCUAGAGGCCAUGGCCGAUAACAAUGUUUUCAAAUUUGUAUACAGUUCUAGUGCUACAGUUUAUGGAGAACCACAAUUUCUACCAGUUACAGAAGAACAUCCAACUGGUAAUUGUACUAGUCCCUAUGGUAAAACUAAAUACUUUACAGAAGAAAUUCUUAAGGAUUUAUGUAAAUCAGAUAAGCGUUGGGCAGUAGUGUCUUUGCGUUACUUUAAUCCUGUGGGAGCACAUCCCAGUGGACGCAUUGGAGAAGAUCCAAAUGGAGAACCAAAUAAUUUAAUGCCAUACAUAGCUCAGGUAGCUGUGGGUAGACGUGAUUGUCUACAAGUCUACGGUACCGAUUUCCCUACUAAAGAUGGUACUGGUGUACGUGAUUAUAUACACAUCGUUGACUUGGCUGAAGGUCAUGUUAAAGCUUUAGAUAAACUACGUAAUAUAGCAGAGACUGGUUUCUUUGCUUAUAACCUGGGAACUGGUGUAGGAUAUUCUGUACUUGAAAUGGUUCAUGCCUUUGAAAAGGCAUCUGGUCGUAAAAUAAAUCAUAAACUUGUUGAAAGACGUUCGGGUGAUGUGGCCACCUGUUUUGCUGAUGCUUCUUUGGCUGCAAAGGUUUUAGGUUGGAAAGCUAGUCGCGGCAUUGAUGAAAUGUGUGCUGAUACUUGGCGCUGGCAGAGUAAUAACCCCAAUGGUUAUGCUGUAAAAUGAUUUAAAUUUAUAACAAUUGCAUUUUUAAACUUUAUUAUUUGAUAACAAAACAUUCUUUAAAACAUGUAUUUUUUAAUGUUAUUCAAUUAAUUUUUGUGUGUGUCUGUGUGUACAGUGAAGUGUUUGUUAGUGUACAUAAUAUGUAGUAUGUCUUGCCUUGUUGUCACUAAUUCUGCUGAUGACAGAAACGAUGCUCAUCUAUGUACAACAAAUCUACAGUACAAUACAAUAUUUUAAUCAUUGAUGUUGUGUUUGUUUUGUUUUUUUAUUUUAUUAUUAUUUUUUUAUUUUUAUUUUUUUUUGCUUUAAAGUACAUAAAUUAGUCAUUGUUUAACUAAGAAUUCACACAAUAUAAAUAAUAUUUUUAUUUUA
Messenger RNA from Lucilia cuprina (Australian sheep blowfly), 1980 nucleotides. It is a transcript of the gene Gale, whose product is annotated as UDP-glucose 4-epimerase. Gene Ontology annotation, molecular function: UDP-glucose 4-epimerase activity. Gene Ontology annotation, biological process: beta-D-galactose catabolic process via UDP-galactose, Leloir pathway. The record is from RefSeq and is a predicted model, not a curated record. Gene Ontology annotation, cellular component: cytosol. The coding region runs from base 553 to 1608 and encodes 351 amino acids. The transcript is spliced from 4 exons. Lineage: Eukaryota; Metazoa; Arthropoda; Insecta; Diptera; Calliphoridae.